Messenger RNA from Ictidomys tridecemlineatus (thirteen-lined ground squirrel), 908 nucleotides. It is a transcript of the gene Ube2t, whose product is annotated as ubiquitin conjugating enzyme E2 T. The record is from RefSeq and is a predicted model, not a curated record. Lineage: Eukaryota; Metazoa; Chordata; Mammalia; Rodentia; Sciuridae.
AUCACAAUCCUUGCAGGGCAGGAGGCGGAGUCACGCCAACAGCCCGGGCUCAGGCAGGCGCGGAUUCCCAGUUCCUACUAGAUACCUGCGCUGCUGCGCUGUGAAGUGAGGUUGCACAGCACAUCCCAACCAGAUUGUUUUGUGGAGCGGUGAGCUGUGUGGUUCCUUUUACUUGGGAUCAUGCAAAGAGCAUCCCGACUGAAAAAAGAGCUGCACAUGUUAUCUACAGAGCCACCCCCAGGCAUCACAUGCUGGCAAGAAAAGGACCAGACGGACAACCUGCGAGCUCAAAUAUUAGGUGGAGCCAAUACACCUUAUGAGAAAGGUGUUUUCAAGCUGGAAAUCCUCGUUCCUGAGAGGUACCCAUUUGAACCUCCGCAGAUCCGAUUUUUGACUCCAAUCUAUCAUCCAAACAUUGAUUCUGCUGGAAGGAUUUGUCUAGAUGUUCUCAAACUGCCACCAAAAGGUGCCUGGAGACCAUCACUCAACAUUGCAACUGUGUUGACCUCUAUUCAGCUGCUCAUGUCAGAACCCAACCCUGACGACCCACUGAUGGCUGACAUCUCCUCAGAAUUUAAAUAUAAUAAGCCAGUCUUCCUCAAGAAUGCCAGGGAGUGGACAGAGAAGCAUGCAAGACCAAAACAAAAGGCCACUGAGGAAGAGAUGCUUGAUAAUUCAGCAGAGGGCAAUGAGUCUGAAGCCCACAACUCAACACAAAAAAGGAAGGCCAGGCAGCUAGUAGGCACAGAAAAGAAAUUUUGCCCUGAUGUUCAGGGAGUUUGUCCUGGUCCAUCUUAGUUAAUGUAUUCUUUGACGAGAUGGUCUAAUUUGCUUACCUUUCCUAAAUGUUUUUCUUGGUAUUUGAUGACAUUGUAAUUUUUGUAUCCUAUAAAAGACCCUGUAUAUUU